Molecule: messenger RNA, 1041 nt
Organism: Colletotrichum lupini
Lineage: Eukaryota; Fungi; Ascomycota; Sordariomycetes; Glomerellales; Glomerellaceae
Product: methyltransferase domain-containing protein
Exons: 8
Coding region: 1-1041 (346 amino acids)
Molecular function (GO): methyltransferase activity
Source: RefSeq, a predicted model, not a curated record
AUGUGCACGGCAGAUAUCGCGGGCAGGAGCCCGCCACGUGGUGAUGGCGGAAAUCAAGGCAAUACCGCUAUAGAAGACCGCGAUAACAUUGCUGCCGACGAGAUCACGGACGAUAAUGAUUCCGCUACUAGCCAAAGUGUUGCUUCAUCUAGCACAAGCCUGUCGAGCUCGAUAUUUGAUUACCGCUUAGAAAAUGGCAGGACUUAUCACAAGUACAAAGACGGGAACCUACAGCAUAACAUGUUCAUCAGAACUUUCGGGAAUCGACUGGGCACAGCGCCUCCCAAUGAUCCCGGAUCCAAAGUUGGCCGAGUAUUGGAUGUCGGCACAGGAACAGGAAUUUGGGCGAUGGAGUUCGGAGAUGAACACCCUGAAGCUGAGGUCCUCGGCAUUGAUUUGUCUCCUGCCCAACCAGAGUUUGUACCUCCGAAUGUCCGCUUUGAGAUCGACGAUUUAGAGGAGCGCUGGACGUACUCUCGGCCUUUUGACUACAUCCAUAGCCGUGUACUCGACUCUUGCAUCAAUGAUUGGAAAGCAUACUUCCAACAAAGUUUCGAUCAUCUGAACCCAGGCGGUUAUCUCGAAAUCCAGGAAAUCGACGCCGAGCCCCGAUCUGACGACGGCACCUUAAAAGACUAUUCAUCCCUGAUGAAGAGUCUGCGGCUACUGAAGGAUGCGGCAGAAUUUUUCCAACGCCCCUUCAAAGAUAUCAAGUCGCUGGCUGAUAUCAUGGCCGAGGUCGGCUUUGAGGAUAUCCACUUGGAACGAUAUAAGUGGCCAUCGAAUUCAUGGCCAAAGGACAGGAAUUACAAAGAUCUCGGCAUGUGGACCUAUGAGAAUCUGGCUAUGAAUUGGGAGGCAUUCCUUAUGGCACCUUUGACCCGGGCUCUGAGUUGGACAAAAGAAGAGGUGAUGGUACUUGCUAUGGAAGCACGGAGAGAUCUUGGUGACAAAAGUAUCCAUGCCUACUUCACGGUUUGGGCAAUCCACGGUCGAAAGCCAUUGAAGGCCGAGUCGACUGAAGAAGCAACCACUGGUUGA